Gaeumannomyces tritici R3-111a-1 is the source of this 884-nucleotide messenger RNA. RefSeq lists its product as hypothetical. The record is from RefSeq and is a predicted model, not a curated record. Gene Ontology annotation, biological process: phospholipid metabolic process; arachidonate secretion. NCBI's taxonomy places the organism in Eukaryota, Fungi, Ascomycota, Sordariomycetes, Magnaporthales, Magnaporthaceae. Gene Ontology annotation, molecular function: A2-type glycerophospholipase activity. The coding region runs from base 1 to 582 and encodes 193 amino acids. The transcript is spliced from 2 exons.
AUGAAGCUCACCGCCGCCUUCGCCCUCGUCCUCGGCGCCGCCGCCGCCCCGGCCGCCCCCCUGGUGGUGGCGCCGCGGCAGACGGCGGAGCUGGUGGCGCCGCGGCAGACGGCGGAGCUGGUGGCGCUGACGGACCGCUACUCGUUCGAGCUAACGCUGCCCGCCUUCUCGGCCCGGCACGCGGCCCGGGACCCGCCGACGCUGGACUGGACGACCGACGGCUGCUCGUCGUCGCCCGACAACCCACUCGGCUUCCCGUUCCUGCCGGGCUGCCACCGCCACGACUUUGGCUACCGCAACUUCAAGAUCCAGACGCGCUUCACCGAGAGCAAUCGGUUGCGGCUCGACAACAAGCUUAGGGUGGACCUCAAAUACCAGUGCCAAUCCGUCAACGACAUCGUUAGGUCGCUCUGCAACUCGCUGGCCGACGUCUACUACGCCGCCGUCAGGGCCUUUGGCGGCGGCGGCACGCAGGGCAUCCUGGAGGCGGACCCUGUGCUGGUCAGGGAGUACGAGGCCAAGCUGGCGGCCCACAACGCCCUGAUGGAGGAGGCGAGGCAACAGGGCAUCAUUCCGGCGUGAGGGGUGUGUGUUCUUUUUUUUCAGAUGUAUAUCUUGCACAACAUGAAAAGCGUUCCAAGUUCACUGUCAUGCAUGAGGCUCUGUGUCGCUGCGACGGUCCCGGGCACGGGGCUGACACGCCUUAUCAGCCCUACGGCAGCCUGUGGCGAAUUGCCCAAUAUUGAUGCGAUAAAGAGUCCAAGGUAAAGCCCGGACGAAUGUUACUACCCAAAAGAGCCGUGUUAUUGUCAGACCACCGCGCAUAACUUGUUGGCCGAUACAAUGCCCCCAACAGCAGCCCAAACAGGGUGCCUGGUAGCUAG